This is a messenger RNA of Pelecanus crispus (Dalmatian pelican), 958 nucleotides long. The record is from RefSeq and is a predicted model, not a curated record. Lineage: Eukaryota; Metazoa; Chordata; Aves; Pelecaniformes; Pelecanidae.
AUGGCCAACAACUUGCACGGGAAUAGGAUUAGCUCUUGUGCAAAUGAAGCUAUAGCAAAACUGUCAUCUUCUGUCAGGGGCUAUUGGUUACAAAGAUACUACACCACCUUGCAGGUAUUGGGGCUGCUGGUGUGGACCCUGAUUGCUGGAACAGAAUACUUUCUAUAUCCAGCCUUUGGCUGGGUGAUGUUUGUAGCUGUGUUUUACUGGGUUCUCACCAUCUUCUUUCUGAUCAUCUACAUGACAAUGACCUACACCAGGAUCCCCCAGGUGCCAUGGACGACGGUGGGUCUGUGCUUUAAUGGAAGUGCCUUCAUUUUGUACCUCAUUGCUGCCAUUGUAGAUGCAUCUUCAGUUACCAAAGAACUGGACAGUCACAAUUACAACAGCUGGGCAGCUUCUUCAUUCUUUGCCUUCGUGGUUACCUCCUGCUAUGCUGGAAAUGCGUAUUUUAGCUUUAUAUCUUGGCGAUCACGAACUUUGCAGUAAAUAUUUUGUUAAAAUGAAUUCUGUAGUAUAAAAUAUCGUGAGGAUUAUACUCUUUUGACAAAAGCUUGGAAGAGGAAUGAGGUCUUUUUGAACAUUUCUGCUAGAACUGACACUAUAUUUUAAGCUGAGAUUAAAAUGAUUAUUUAUAAUACAAUACCAUCUUUAGAGACAUCUAACACUGACUUUGUACUUUAUAAUAAAAUUUCAUACUGCUUAUUUUAAAAUUAACAUGGUAUUUUUCUAGACAUUGUAUAGCUGUUAUUACUAAAGCUUUAAUAAAUCUUAACUGAAUGUGCAAAUUUUGUAAAUGUAACUUUUUUAAUGUUAUAGGUAUACUUUUGAUACUGAAUGCUACAAAUCAAAACUGGUUGAUACUGUCCGUUAUUAUGUAUAAGAAGUGACAUUGUGCAGAAAAAAAACAUCCCAAACUGUAAAAAUAAAUAAAUUAAUAAAUAAUUGACCCAACUGU